CACAAACGUGUGCUGACAGCGGCGCGCGUGUGUGUGAUGCGCUACAGACUCCCUCUGCUGUCCUGCUGGAAUCUUCAGCAAACACGGAAGAAGCGGGACAACAGAGCGGUGAACGCCAAAUAAUGGCAUGGAUACCACAAUUGUAGAUAUGAACGACAAUCCAGAUCCACUGAGGCCAGUCCUGUGCACUCUGUUUCAGCAGUGAUGUGAGGUGGGCUUACAGCGCUCUAUAGCGCGGCUCUAUUUCUACGGGAUCAGCAAAUACUCUCUGUAUAGGUAUGCGGUAUCAAGUGUUAGGGUUAUUUUUAUACUUCUGUCAGUUCUGCAGGUUUUAGUGCGGAAGGAAGUAUAUAUGACAGAGCAGAAUUGAUACUGAAUCAUUUUGACCUGAAAGUCCUGCGCAUAGACGCGUUUUGGAUAGGAGUUUGAUCACACGGGCAUCUCAAAGGCUGACUGAACUUUCAGCGUCUAAAACGAUGGCAAGAUUGUUGUCCUGAUAGGAUGUGGACUGUCCUUCUGGAUGUGGCCUUCAAAUGUGAAUUCUGGGAUUUGUAUAUAAAAAGACACUGAGCCAAUGAAGAAUUUUCCACAAGAAAGGAACAAAAAGCAUCCUGACUUUGUCCAGCUGGAUUGAUUUCAAAUGCUAAGUGCGUUGUGAUUUUUGUCUCUCCUUCACGUGUACAGUCCAUUUAUUCUUUUCACCAUUCCUUUCUCCAUUCACCCUGCUGCAAGGUCUGUCUCUCUGUUGUGCGGGAGGACGCGGUGGAUCCGAAAUGUCUGCCAAGGCUCCCAUAUACCUUAAACGACGAAGCCGUAAAGGAAAGAAGGAAAAGCUGCGUGACAUUCUUUCAUCUGACAUGAUCAGUCCUCCGCUGGGAGACUUCAGACACACCAUCCACAUCGGCAGUGGCGGGGGCGCAGAGGAUCUUUUCGGUGACCUGUCUUUCCUACAAGGUAAAUUUCACCUGCUACCAGGGCAACAAGAUCACCAGGGGUCAUUCCAACUAAGCCGCACAGCGAGUGUAAGGAGUCACCCGCCAGCCUGUGAGAGCUCGCCGCUUUUAAAAAAUGCCCUGUCUCUUCCUAUCAUUGGAGGGGUGCAAGCGCUCACCCUUCCGGCUCCAACAUCUGUGACUUCAGCAGCAACGGUGACCACUGAGGUCCCAGCAACACUGACGACAACCCAAUCACCGCCAACAUUUCCAUCUCUCGCUCCACCUCCUAAACCUCCCAGACUGCACCUGGAAGAGAGUAGCGUGUCACGGCAUAUGUCACUUCCUGCAUCUCCAAACCGCUCUCCACUCCAUUUGCACACCUACGGACCAAGUCCAGAUUCUGAGGAAAAAGAGAAGUGUGUGAAAGAUGGAGAUGGGGAGGAAAAGCAGUAUCUGUCCAACGCAGGCUCUAUGCUUUCCCUCCAUCUGGACUUGGGGCCAUCGAUUCUAGAGGAUGUGCUUCAAAUCAUGGACAGCCAGAGAACAGGGACGUUCAGUGGGGCACUUACACCCAGUGGACGACAAGAGAUAUAUACCUGAACGUGAACGAGAAAUCCGAGUCAAAGCUUGAUGGUACAUAUGUGGACUAAUCAUAUUUUUCUUCAUGUAUAAAAAGAGUUUACCCUCUAAAACAACUCAUUUAUCUGCUGUACAAUUGCGUUUCUUGGAUAUUUUGAAUUUUUAUGCACAUCAUAUAUAGAGUUUUUGUACAGGAUUGGAACAAAAUACGAAAUGAAUCUGUUCUAUCAUUGGAUUUCUGUGUUCAAAUGGAUUGAAUGAGUUUUUCUUCAUUUUGGACUACAAGCACUAAACCAAUUCUGGCUACUCCUAGAUACAUUUAGAAACAUCUGAAAGCAUUUAAGCAAGUACAUUUAACACUACCUGCAGUGUAUAUGUACUAUUACAGAGCAACAUCCUACAGGCCUACUGGAUUCACUACAGGAAAAGAACAAACUGACAUUUUUCUCUUUCAAAGCAGCAAUGACAUCAUCUCCCCCCCUCUGUGUUGUUGCAAUUUGUGUAAUCGGGUAAAAAUGUGCAGCUCCUCCCUAAUGAUCUGGACACACACACAUGCCAGGAGGCCUCUGCAUCCACACCAUGGAACUGUAACUUUCUUUUUUUGUUGGGAGUAGUUUUCAUUGUUCCAAAACAGAAACCCGAAGGCUGUUUUUGCACGGAGCAGGAAUAUGCAAUGUGUUCCCUUUAGUUUUUAGUGUGUUUGGUUGUUGUUGAGGUGUCUACAAUCCCUCAGGCUUUGACAGAUGAUCACUUUUCUUAGGCAGCAGUGGUUUUUUGUUUCCCUGACUGAGUGAUGGGGCCUUAAAGAAGGGCUUGUUUUACCCUGGUAUUCCCAAUGUAACUCACCACACAUGGGUUAAUAAUACCUUGUGCUUCCUGUUCACAGAUCUAGACCUAUUAGUAUUAGCAUUAUUUUGUCAGAUUAUAAAUUCAAAUUGUUUUUGAAUAACUGUUUUUAUUAGUUUACCACAAAGUGCAUCAAACUGUCAACAGGUAGGGCUUAAAAGAGCAUACCGUAACACAGUCAUAUUGCAAUCAAUUUUAUACCUUCACACUGUAAAAGCAAUAACAAAAUCUACUGUAUUCACUUAAACUCAUCAGUUCUCAUAUUUUAAAAAAUCUGAAACAUUCUCAGUUUCAGUUUUUUCCUCUUCUCAAAAGCUUUGUUCUAAGCAGCAAGUGUUUCUGAGUAUUUGGUGGUUGUUUCUUUAAGAUUCUUUGUUCCUUAUUUAUUUUUUCUUUGUUGUUAGUAGUAAACUGUCUUACAGUUUUAUCCUUACAUUGUGAGUUUCAUUCUAAAGCUGAAUGUAUAGACAGAAUCAAAGUUCUGUGCACUUAAAUUUAUUUUUUAAAAAACACUACCAGUCAAAAGUUUUUGAACAGAAAGUAUUUUAAUGUUUUUUAAAGAAGUUUCUUCUGCUCACCAAGCCUGCAUUUAUUUGAUUUAAAGUACUGCAAAAACAGUAAAAUUUUUAAAUAUUUUUACUAUUUAAAUAACUGCUUUCUGUUGGAAUAUAUUUUAAAACGUAAUUUAUUCCUGUGAUUUCAUAGCUGAAUUUUAGCAUCAUUACUGCAGUCACAUGAUCCUACAGAAAUCAUGCUAAUAUUCUGAUUUGCUGCUCAAAAAACAUUUAUUAUUAUUAUUAUUAUGUUAAGAACAGCUGAUUAGAAUUUUUUCAGGUUUCUUUGAUGAACAGAAAGUUCAUAAGAACAGCAUUUAUCUGAAAUAGAAAUUGUUUACAAAUAACAUUAUAAAUGUCUUUAUUAUCACUUUUGAUGAAUAUAAAGCAUCCAUGCUAAAUAAAAGUAUUCAUUUCUAUAAUGAUGCUGAAAAUUUAGCUUUGAUUACUCUGAUAAAUUACAUUUUAAAAUAUAUUCAAAUAGAAAACAAUUAUUUUAAAUAGUAAACAUUUCAAAAUUUUAGUGUUUUGCUGUACUUUGGUUCAAAUAAAUGCAGGCUUGGUGAGCAGAAGAGAAUUCUUAAAAAUAAAAUAAAAUAAAAUAAAAAACAAAUAUAUUACUGUUUAAAAAACGUUUGACUGGUAAUGUACAUCUGAUCUAAAAGCAGAUUAAAUGCAUAAAUAGAACAAAUCCUAUGAUAUACCCUUUCAUUUGGCCAAGUACUUAUUAAGGACUAAUUUUAUUACGCUAAACAUUAUAACACUGAACAGUGACCUAAAUGUUAGACAUAGAAUAAAUAGAUUUUAUCACUAAUCAUAACUCUUAGUGUUUCUUUUGAAUUUUCCUAGACUACAUUAACCAGAAACUUGUGACCUAAACAGUUCUCAUAGCUGCUUUACUGCUCAAAUGAUUUGAAAGAGACAAAAGAUAAUGUUGAAUAUGAAAUAUCUUCACUUUUUUAAUUAUUAUUAGUUUAGGACAACAUAUAUAGCUCAUUUAAACAGUUGUAUUUAAGGGUGAUCAGGGUUACUGAGGAUCUUUUUAUUUUACAUCACUGAAGCACAAUUACAACAAUAAAACAAAAAGCAAUAAAAGUACAAUACCGUUUAAAAGGUAACGCCAACAAGCAAUUGGGUAAAUAUAGAUGGGUAAGUGUAAGUAUAAGUAUGCAUUGCUAAAAACCACACAUGCGUUAAUAAGCAUCACUGAAAUACUUUUCUGCUCCACCACAGCAAAAUACUGUGAUUAUUCAUGUUUUGUUUUUGUUUUUUUAAUAUUAAUGCUAUUUUCAGUUUGUGAAAAAUACAGACUUGGAUUAUUACUGGAUUUUGGAUUCAACUGAAAAUGUGAUGUUUUUACAUUAUUGAGAUGACUUACUUCACAAAUACAUUACAUUCCUGACAAAGAUGUUUUACAAUAAAAAUGCAUCAUGUUUUUAGACUAAAGGGGAAGCAGCUGCAUCUCUGUGAGGAGUAUUAUAACAUUUGCUGCCUUAUCAAUAAAAGUAAAUCAUUAAUGGCUAUGACUACACGUUAACCCUGUGUCAUGUGCCUCUAUAGCACUAGUUCAGAUCUGCACCUGACACAUUUUUGCCCAUGUGUUGGGUUUUAUUUUGUCAGAUUCUGUACUGGAUGUUAAGUGAAUAUUUGUUGCUGCUGCUGCUGUACACACUACAACAGACUUACAGGAUAAGACAUAGAGACAGAAACUGAAUAAAUGGUGAAUAAAUGCUGAUUUCUGAUCCGACAAUCUCUCAGUGACAUCUCUCUCUCUUUCUUUUAUUCGCUCAUAUAGGUAAAAAUAAAGGCGGUCAAACAUUGCAUGUUUUAUGUGGGUUUUAUGUGAUACAAACAGAUUUGUACUGACUUACCUUGCCCUGUUUUAAUGCAAAAGAAUUCUCUA
This is a messenger RNA of Labeo rohita (rohu), 4817 nucleotides long. It is a transcript of the gene cdc42ep2, whose product is annotated as CDC42 effector protein (Rho GTPase binding) 2. The coding region runs from base 774 to 1535 and encodes 253 amino acids. Lineage: Eukaryota; Metazoa; Chordata; Actinopteri; Cypriniformes; Cyprinidae. The transcript is spliced from 2 exons. The record is from RefSeq and is a predicted model, not a curated record.